This is a messenger RNA of Coccinella septempunctata (seven-spotted ladybird), 2434 nucleotides long. RefSeq names its product calcium-binding mitochondrial carrier protein Aralar1 (gene aralar1). Bases 156 to 2180 code for a protein of 674 amino acids. NCBI's taxonomy places the organism in Eukaryota, Metazoa, Arthropoda, Insecta, Coleoptera, Coccinellidae. Gene Ontology annotation, molecular function: calcium ion binding; L-glutamate transmembrane transporter activity; L-aspartate transmembrane transporter activity. The record is from RefSeq and is a predicted model, not a curated record. Gene Ontology annotation, biological process: malate-aspartate shuttle; L-glutamate transmembrane transport; aspartate transmembrane transport. The transcript has 11 exons.
GCUGUCAGUGUCAGAAACUAACCUUGCUCUUUGUAGGUUAUCAAUUUGUAUGGCAAUCUAGAUUUUUAAUUUUUGUGUUUUCGGAAGCUUAGGUACACGCAACUGUGUUUUAAUUUUCUAUUGAAAUCUGGUUUUGUAAAAGUGAAAGAAUAGUAAUGGACAAGUUUUUCAAGCCAGCUCGAUGUCAAGAGGGUGGAGGAUAUUUGAAACGGGCUAAUCCUACCAGUCUUCACGACAUCUUCAACAAGUACGCUUCGGUCGACAAGAAUGGAGAGAAAUUCAUGACGUCCAAUGACUUCGUCAUCAGAUACUUAGGUUUAUUCGACGAUAAGAACUACAACAAAGAAUCCGUCAAUCUUCUUGCCGCCAUCGUGGACACCAGCAAAGAUGGGCUCAUAUCAUACUCUGAAUUUCAAGCCUUCGAAGGGUUGCUCUGCUUUCCGGACGCCCUGUAUAAAACUGCCUUCCAGCUAUUCGACACCAACGGCAAUGGGAUGGUCAGCUUUCCGGAAUUCGUGGAGGUGAUACAGAAGACAGAACUCCAUAAAAGGAUACCUUUUAAUAUGGAUUCGCCGUUCUUGCAACUAUACUUCGGGAAGGACAAACAGAGAGUGGUGUCUUAUAGUGAGUUCGGCCAGUUUUUGCACGAUUUCCAUGAAGAGUACGCUAUUGAAGGCUUCAGACGGGCCGACAAAAACGGUACUGGGUUCAUAUCGGUCAUGGACUUUCAAGACAUUAUGACUAAUAUCAAAAGCCACCUUCUAACCCCACAAGUGCAGUCACAUCUUAUAGAGACAGCCCAAGGGUCCCAGACCGGCGGAAGAAAAGUCAGUUUUCCCUACUUCAUAGCAUUUAAUUCCCUUCUGAACAACAUGGAGUUGGUCAAGAGGAUAUACUUGAACGUUACAAAUGGUCACCGGACCCAAGAAGUGAGUAAAGAAGAGUUUAUGCACUCUGCACAAGUGAUGUCGCAAAUGACACCGCUAGAGGUCGAUAUAUUGUUUCAUCUGUGUGAUGUUUUACAUCAGAGCGGGAAAAUUGUAUACAAUGAUCUAUACUCGAUAGCACCCGAGCAGUAUUUCAAACAAAUUACAAACAGAUUGGCGGAAAUAAAGGCUGUGCAGAGUCCCGAAGAUAGAGGCGUGGUCAUUCAAAUUUUGGAAAGCGCCUAUCGGUUUACCUUAGGUUCAGUAGCAGGAGCUGUGGGAGCAACAGCCGUGUAUCCCAUAGAUUUAGUCAAAACGAGAAUGCAAAAUCAGAGGACAGGUUCCUUCAUUGGUGAAGUUAUGUACAGAAAUAGUUUCGACUGCUUUAAAAAAGUGGUGCGACACGAGGGCGUAUUCGGUCUUUACAGAGGUUUGGUGCCACAACUCAUGGGUGUGGCCCCAGAGAAGGCUAUCAAAUUGACGGUCAACGACUUCGUCAGAGACAAGUUCUAUGACAGCAAAGGCAACAUUCCUCUGCUCGGCGAAAUUAUUUCUGGAGCAUGUGCCGGAGGUUCCCAGGUCAUCUUCACGAAUCCAUUGGAAAUCGUGAAAAUUCGAUUGCAGGUAGCCGGAGAGAUAGCCAGCGGCACGAAGGUGCGAGCAUGGUCGGUAGUCAAGGAGCUCGGGCUGUUCGGAUUGUACAAGGGCGCACGCGCAUGUCUUCUCCGAGACGUGCCAUUCAGUGCGAUUUAUUUCCCCGCGUAUGCGCACACGAAGGCAGCUUUGGCCGAUGAAAGGGGAUAUAACCAUCCAUUGUCCCUCUUGGCAGCUGGAGCUAUUGCUGGUGUCCCCGCAGCAUCGUUGGUUACCCCAGCUGACGUGAUCAAAACCAGAUUGCAAGUGGUAGCAAGGGCGGGACAAACCACUUAUAGCGGAGUUAUAGACGCAACCAAGAAGAUUUAUAAGGAAGAAGGGUUCAGGGCGUUUUGGAAAGGAACAAUACCCCGUGUGUUUAGAUCCUCGCCCCAGUUCGGUGUCACACUUGUAUCCUACGAGCUUCUCCAGCGAAUGUUGUAUAUAGACUUCGGAGGAACGAGACCUUCUGGUUCCGAAUUGAAGGUGAUGGAAGAGGCAAAAUCAAGAAACCCAGAUCACGUGGGCGGUUAUUCAGUGUGUCUGCCAAUAUUCUCAGGAAUUGAAUCCAAGUUCGGUUUAUGUUUUCCCAAAUACAACGUUCAAAGGACGGUCACAUAGAGUUUCCUGAGUAUUUAGUAAAACUAGAUAGGUGAAGAUUUUUCGAUCCAUCAGAUGUUUCUGGAACUUUUCAAUUACUCGCAAAUGCCGCUAAUUUUUCCCACGAUAUUUUCGAAUCUAUGAACGCUUCGGAUGAAUCACGAAUGAAUUUUACGAAUGUAUAUUAUAUUUCAAAACAGUUUUUGAAUAUUUUAAAAGAGGUUUUAUGAUAUAUUGAUAUAUGAGUACUACACAAAUAAACAUAUUUGGAAUAA